AUGUUCUGGCUGACAGCGAGUACAGGCAAAAUAUCACUCACCGAUGGUGAAGACGGGCUCGACACUCGCGCUUUGUCCACUCGAGCGAACGUCCCAGGUCUGCACUGCGGGUAUACUCGAGCAGCUCUAUGUGCCUUGAAUGUUGGGGGAGUCGUUGCUCAGUGCAUCUGGGCUGCGGUCGAUAGUGGAAUUGACGCAGGGGCGGACGGGAGCCGCAAGACUGAGGAAACCGCUGAUGUCGCCGUGACUCCAGAGGAUUGCGGCUUCCUUCGGCCACCGAAGCCACCAAGGUCAGGAGGCAAGUGCGUUGGCGCUGGAGGCGUUCGAGGUCUUGAUGAGAUUGAGCCUAAGGAUGGCGUGUACAAGCUCUGUGGCAGCGGUUGCGAUGGAGACAGGCCAGCCUCGGCACCUUGGUUGAUGCAAAAUCAGCAACGAUAUGUCGCCAUUCAGCGCCACGAGCAGAAACUCCUCAGGAAGGCCUCAGCUGACCCAAGCCUCCAGGCAAGCUUAACCUCAUCCCCACAAGCCACCAUCACUGGAUCUGUGGGAAGAUCCGGGGCGGCUGCAGUGACGAUCACGCCACAUGUUGCAAAGAAGAUUCACAAGCUCAGGGACGAACCUCUGGAGGUGCGGAGAAGCUUUCAUUGGCCAUUCACUUACCUCCAAAGGAUCUAG
Molecule: messenger RNA, 675 nt
Organism: Zasmidium cellare ATCC 36951
Lineage: Eukaryota; Fungi; Ascomycota; Dothideomycetes; Mycosphaerellales; Mycosphaerellaceae
Exons: 3
Coding region: 1-675 (224 amino acids)
Source: RefSeq, a predicted model, not a curated record